This is a messenger RNA of Lathyrus oleraceus (garden pea), 864 nucleotides long. Lineage: Eukaryota; Viridiplantae; Streptophyta; Magnoliopsida; Fabales; Fabaceae. The record is from RefSeq and is a predicted model, not a curated record.
CAAUAUGUGGUGAUAAAAGAGAUAGAUAACCUGAGGCAUAAAACAAUGCCACCUGGCAGAUAGGGUUGCAUGCAGUUCAUAUAGCAGCUUGUUCCAACCACACUAUUUCCACAAGCUCCUUAUUUCAUUCAUUCAUUCAUUCUCUAUCUUUUUAUCAUCAACACAAACACAAAACAGUGUUUGUUCCUUUGAAACCAUAAUAGUAAUGGCAACCACACCAGCUUUGUAUGGAACUGCUGUCAGCACUUCCUUCCUCAGGACUCAGCCAAUGCCAAUGUCAGUCACCACCACAAAAGCAUUUUCCAAUGGCUUUCUCGGUUUGAAAACCAGUCUCAAACGUGGAGAUCUUGCAGUUGCUAUGGCUUCUUACAAAGUGAAACUAGUUACACCAGAUGGAACUCAAGAGUUUGAAUGUCCAAGUGAUGUUUACAUUCUUGACCAUGCUGAAGAAGUUGGAAUUGAUCUUCCUUACUCAUGCAGAGCUGGCUCUUGUUCUUCAUGUGCUGGUAAAGUUGUUGGCGGUGAAGUUGAUCAAUCUGAUGGUUCUUUCCUUGAUGAUGAACAGAUUGAAGCUGGUUUUGUUCUUACUUGUGUUGCUUAUCCUACCUCUGAUGUUGUUAUUGAGACUCACAAGGAAGAAGAUCUCACUGCUUAAUUUUUCAUUUCUGUUACUGCUAUGCUAUGAUAUGAUAUCAUGUUAUGUUUGUUUCUACAAUGAGUAGUAACUCUAUUAAUUCCUUCACCUGUUUGUAGUAACAUGUGAAGUUAAUAAUGUUAUGUUAUGUUGUUUUUUUGCUCACAAUUCUUAAAUUUCCUAUCUUUUCUUCGGUUGACUAUUAUAUAAAAUUUGAUAUUAUUCAUCAA